UGAUAUAGAAAAAGAUAUAGUCUGGGAAUGUCAAAGAAAAGGAAUAACAUCGUAUGCAUUGAUAGCAAGGUCGAUUCCUGGAAGAACACCACUACAAAUUAAAAAUUAUAUUUAUCGAGAAAAAGCUAAAGAGAUAGCAAGAAUUAAAGCAAAAAUGGCAUUACCAAAUAUUU
Racocetra fulgida is the source of this 173-nucleotide messenger RNA. The record is from the annotation of a GenBank genome assembly. NCBI's taxonomy places the organism in Eukaryota, Fungi, Glomeromycota, Glomeromycetes, Diversisporales, Gigasporaceae.